This is a messenger RNA of Rhodotorula toruloides NP11, 2487 nucleotides long. Its product is annotated as protein kinase IKS1. Lineage: Eukaryota; Fungi; Basidiomycota; Microbotryomycetes; Sporidiobolales; Sporidiobolaceae. Bases 1 to 2487 code for a protein of 828 amino acids. Gene Ontology annotation, biological process: protein phosphorylation. The record is from RefSeq and is a predicted model, not a curated record. The transcript is spliced from 7 exons. Gene Ontology annotation, molecular function: ATP binding; protein kinase activity.
AUGGCGCAGCCCGUGCUGCCGGCACCUCAGACUGCUCUACAGGACCCCGCAACAAGCUGGCAGGUCGUCCUAGUCGACCCGUCGAAGCGCAAGGUCGUUCUCUACUCUCCCCACCUUCGUCGACUCGCGGUCUCGGAAACGCCGCCUGGCUCGCCUCUAGCGACUCCGCCGAGACGUGGAAGGUUCGGCAGGAGCGGUGGGAGAAGCUGGGCGUCGGUCUCAACGGGCUCUAUCGGCAGCGACGGCGAGGAAAGGGCUGGACGAGCGGUUUCGCCCCUUCGCGAACCCGCUUCGCCCUCACUGUCGACAGUCAGCGACGCCACAGACGAUGUGAGGAUCACAGGACCUCCUCCGAGCCACUGCCCGCUAUGCUACCAACCGCUCCCUCCGCCCGCUCAGCGACGACGUCCCAGUCCCUCCUCUCACGAGACGACCAGAACUCGCCAUUUUCCCCUUCUUCCACCUCCUGCUUCGUCGACGAGCACAGACGACUCUCGUCAGGGAGAAGACGGGCUCGUCACGACGCAAUUGACGAAUGUGCGGGACGUCCGAGAAGUGGACUCGAAUUGGUGGGGCAUGCUGAGCGAGGCCAGCAGUCUUGUCGCAACGCCGAUGUCGACCGCCAGCCGAGCGUUACCGAGCGACGAUGAAGGCGAUUCGGCGAGCGGACAAAGCGGAGCCGAGCACCUCGAUCAGAGCCAGAUGAACGAGGGCUACUUCGCCCGCUUCUUCGAGGAGGUUCAGCUGCUCGGCAAGGGAGGUCAGGGGGCGGUCUACCUCGUCCGGCAUGUCCUGAACGGCGAAGCUCUCGGUCUUUACGCCUGCAAGAAGAUCUCCGUCGGCGACUCCCCAUCAUACCUCCUUUCGAUUCUGCGCGAAGUCCACCUGCUCGAGUCAGUUUCGCACCCCAACAUCGUCGCAUACCACCACGCCUGGCUCGAGACGUCUUCCGCCAUUCCCUCUCGCUUCGCACCGCAAGUCCCGACGCUGCACAUCCUCAUGAGCUAUGCGAACGGCGGCAGCUUGGCCGAGUUUAUCGAAGCGCGGCGAGGGAGUCGUGAUGAGUCGGCGAGGGGAAGUGUCGGCGAGCGAGCCCGGCACAGGCGACAGGAGGAGAAGGAGCGCGCGGUACACCUGCUCAGACUCGAAGACAUUGUCACGCUGUUCGAGGAUAUCGUGCGCGGCUUGGCGUUCUUGCACAGCAAGAACAUCCUCCAUCUCGACCUGAAGGCCGAGAACGUCCUGCUCAACUGGGACGAGGACGCCUUGUUGCCGACUUGCCAGCUCAGCGACUUUGGCUCAGCCACGAACGACAGCUACCACCGCGAGCGUCAUGGCGGCUCCGGAACUCUCGCCUAUACCCCGCCCGAAGCCUUCACUCCCUCGCCAACGACCGGCGCUCUCCCCUCACCCGACCGAGGAAGCGACAUGUGGGCUCUCGGCCUGAUUUUGCAUUUGCUCUGCUUCUUCUCGUUGCCGUUCGGCGAGGCGAGGGAGGAAGGCGAUACGAGGAAACUUGAGGAGGAAGUAAGGUCUUACAAGGGCUUCAACCCCUCCGACCCUCUCCCCCUCUCCGCCUCAGCCCGUCACGAUCUCCCAACCUCACUUCUCCACCUCCUCUCGCAGUUAGUCAACCUCGACUCCACCCGUCGCCCGUCAUGCGAGAAAGUCCAGCUCGCCCUCACGCGCAUUCGGCGAGACUUGCAACUUCAACGGUUACGCGGCGAGCACGAGGAGGCGGUCGGGACGGCUGUGGCGAAGUGGCUGCCCGGUACGAGCAAGGCCGGGAAUCUCCUGCCGCGUGCUUUCAUUGAUGCGCGACGGAGGAGGCUGAGUGAGGCUUCGUCAGGUGUGAGGUGGGAGGAGGUGGAAGUUGAGGUGGAGUCUGAGGCCGGUUCGGACGAGUGGAACGCUCCGCCUAGUCGCGCAGUACGUUCUGCUCCCUCCCUUUUCGUGUUGAGCGAGGUGGAGCUGACAGUGUCAACUCGAAAGUCAUCCGCCUUGCUCCGUCGCGCCUCUUCGCCCGCCCUCUUCCGCCGCCGCAGCCCGUCGCCGCUACCUUCCCCGCCAACACCCCGACCUCGCCUCUCACCGCCACUACCCUUGCCGGCACCGCCAUCCGCGACUCUGCCGGCAGGCCCAUCAUCGUCGCCGCUUUCUGCGAUUCUUGAUUUCGGGCGGAAAGGAACGGGAGUCGUACGAGUAGGUUUGAGGGAAGGAAGUGGGAGUGGUAUGCUACAGGGGACAGUGCUGGCAAGUCUUGCGGCAGCGGUCAAGCUCAUCCACCUCCGCCGCCUCUCUCCCGCCAUCUCCACCUUCCCUGCACCCGACAUGUCGCUCGACAUAUCGCCCGCCAUCCCGCUCUGGCUCGUCUCAGCCCUCGUCCUCGAAACGCUUAUCGACGUCUCGCUCGCCUCGCCUGUCGUCACCGCCGGCCUUCUCGUCGUACAUAUGGCGGUUCUGCGGCUAGUGGCGCGAUUGGGGUGA